AUGGAUGCGUUAUUAAAGAAGCAGUCAGAGCUCGGUACAGAGAUUGAGCGACUCAUAACCAAUUUCAAAAAGGAUUCUAGUAUCCGGAAGCAGGAUUCCAUUUACUAUGAAGACCGAUUAAAGAAGCUAAAUUCCCUAUGGAAUGAUUUUGAAAUAAAUGAUGCUGAAAUCAAAGCAUUGCCACAACCUGAACUCGAACACGAGUAUUUCAGUACAGGUUACUUUGAAAAAAUCUCCAAUCUAGUAGUCAAAUAUGAUGAACGAUUCAAGUUGGAGAAAUCAAGGCUAAUCCCAAAACCACAGGACGGGAAGCCAGUAGUAAGCCCAAGAGGGUCAAACAAAGCUACAUCGCUCAUGCGAAACAUCAAAAAGCAAUCCUCAUUAAUGCAUGCAUUACGCACGAGCAUAGAUGAAAUAUAUGAAGAAAUAACCAUAAAACAUCAUGCUAGUUAUUAUGAUCUGAAAUAUUCUCUGAUAGAAAAAUAUCAGAAGGAUCUGAGGGAUAACAAUGAUGAAAUAUGGUCAUCAGCCGACGCAAAAGACAUCGUCGGAUAUACUUGGGAUCAAUACUAUUCAACGGAUAAAGAUGCCCAAAACGCGUUGAUAUAUUUAAAACAACACAGUCAACCAACUGAAAGAUUGACGUCAGAGGGGCCUGCAGCAACUCAACAAAUCAGACUUCCAAAAAUAGUUUUACCAACAUUUGAUGGAGACUAUUUGAAAUGGAUUGGGUUUAGAGAUUUGUUUCAACAAUUGAUCCAUGAUCAAUCAAUAAGCGCGGCCCACAAAAUGUUCCAUCUAUCUACAAAUUUGGCGGGUGAGCCAAAAGCCCUCAUACGGCAUCUGCCAAUUUCCGAGCAAAAUUACAAUAUAGCUUGGGAUAUUCUGUCAAAUCGGUAUGACAACAAACGACUCUUGGUGACAGCAUUACUAAAUAAAUUGUUAUCACAACCAAAUAUAACAAUUGAAUCAGCAAGCAGUCUUAAGGGCAUACAUGAUGUUACAAAAGAAUGUUAUUAUGGAUUAGCAGCUCAAGGUAUUGAUGUUAAAUCUUGGGACGCCAUAAUGGUUCACGUAAUUAUUAGAAAGCUAGACAAAGCUUCACAUACAGCAUUCGAGCAAUCGUUAGAAGACAGCCGAAGAAUAAUUUCAUUAAAAGAAUUAUUGCGAUUCCUAGAAGCAAGAUUUCAGGCAUUCGAAUCAAUGACGAAUGGAAACCACAAACAAAGUCAUAAACCACGACAUCCAGCAGUAGCACUUGCAGCUACAGACUCAGGAUCAAAAUGUAUUACUUGCAAUAGUAGUCAUCAAUUAUUUUCAUGUGAAACUUUCAAACGUAAAUCCAUACAACAGAAGUAUGAUUUACUAAAACGUCAUAAAUUAUGCACAAACUGCAUGAAACUUGGUCAUAUGGCAUUACAAUGCUCCAGCAGGGGUUGUACUAUAUGCCAAAGAAGACAUAAUACACUGUUGCAUCAAAAUAGACACCCAGUUCAAUCAUCAAAUCAUAAGUUAGUUGAAAACACUUCAAGGCCACUUGCACAAACAACUCUAAUGUCAUCCAUCAAUCAUGGUCAUACCAGUUGCGUUCUUUUGGGAACAGCAAAACUUUUAGCCUCCAACUCUAAUGGAAGAACAGUCGAGUGCAGAGCAGUACUGGAUUCACAAAUAAAUAUUGUGACUGAACGAUUGGCAUCCAGAUUGGGGCUGCAAGUAAGCUCCAGUUCAAUUUGCAUCGAAGGCAUAGGGAUAGGUAAAUUGAGUUCUAAAAGUCGCACAACACUUUCUGUGCAAUCAAAAGUGACCGAUUACAAAACAAUACUUGAAGCAUUUGUGUUGCCAAAAAUUGUAUCCAAUCAACCAUCGCAACACUUACAAAUUUCAAAUUGGAAUCUGCCCAAUAACAUCCAAUUAGCAGAUCCUACAUUCUAUAAGUCUGACAAAAUGGAUAUGUUGCUUGGAGCAGAAUUUUAUCAUCAACUCCUAAGUUCUGGUCAAAUACAACUUUCAAGGGAACUACCAAUUCUACAGAACACUGUGCUUGGAUGGAUCGUAUCUGGAAAAAUCCAAAAUGCUAACACAAUGAUUGCAACAUGUGGAAUAGCAUAA
Molecule: messenger RNA, 2109 nt
Organism: Teleopsis dalmanni
Lineage: Eukaryota; Metazoa; Arthropoda; Insecta; Diptera; Diopsidae
Exons: 1
Coding region: 1-2109 (702 amino acids)
Source: RefSeq, a predicted model, not a curated record